AGGUACAACAAGGAGAUGCGGAAGGUACAAUCACAGUGUAGUACGUUGUGGUUCAGCAGUUGUACCCGAUGUCCUUCCGCCGUCGCACAGUCGCAGUGGCGCCUUCUCAGCCGUAUAAGACACUCACGCAAUCAGAAGAGCCCUAAAUCGAAGAACAUGGGUUUAUCUACGGAGAUGGACAUGGAUUCGGGUAUGGCUACGGAGCACGAUCGCGAUCCGACGGAGCAGCCGGCUGGGGCUAAUGGUGCGGAGGAGCAAACCGAAUCUCAAUCCAUGGCUGACUCGGAGCAGCAGCAGAGUGAGAAUAGCAGUAAUGUUAGCAGCAGCGGCGGUCCCGGCGGCGGAGGAGCGGUGGCGGCGGGGCCUCGGUGUGCACCGACUUAUAGUGUGGUGAACGCGAUAGUUGAGAAGGAUGAUGGCCCUGGGCCGCGGUGUGGCCACACGCUCACGGCGGUGCCGGCCGUGGGGGAGGAAGGGAGUCCUGGCUAUAUUGGUCCCAGAUUGAUUCUCUUUGGCGGGGCGACAGCUCUGGAAGGAAAUUCAGCAGCAUCUGGAACUCCUUCAUCGGCUGGAAGUGCGGGAAUUCGGUUGGCUGGGGCUACUGCGGAUGUACACUGUUAUGAUGUUUUGACCAAUAAAUGGUCUCGAAUUAAUCCUUUUGGAGAACCACCCACACCUAGGGCAGCUCAUGUGGCAACUGCUGUUGGAACCAUGGUUGUUAUUCAGGGUGGUAUUGGUCCAGCGGGCUUGUCGGCUGAAGAUCUCCAUGUUUUGGAUCUUACGCAACAACGUCCUAGGUGGCAUAGGGUUGUGGUCCAAGGUCCUGGGCCAGGCCCACGCUAUGGGCAUGUCAUGGCUUUGGUUGGGCAACGAUAUCUUAUGGCAAUUGGUGGAAAUGAUGGAAAACGACCAUUGGCUGAUGUGUGGGCUCUGGACACGGCUGCAAAGCCAUAUGAAUGGCGUAAACUGGAACCAGAGGGUGAAGGCCCGCCUGCUUGCAUGUAUGCAACUGCAAGUGCACGUUCUGAUGGCCUUCUUUUGCUUUGUGGUGGGAGGGAUCCAAAUAGUGUGCCCUUGGCUAGUGCAUUUGGCCUUGCCAAGCAUAGAGAUGGUCGAUGGGAAUGGGCCAUAGCUCCUGGUGUUUCGCCGACUGCAAGAUAUCAACAUGCUGCUGUUUUUGUUAAUGCACGUCUUCAUGUGUCCGGAGGGGCUCUUGGUGGUGGUCGCAUGGUCGAGGAUUCCUCUAGUGUUGCUGUUUUGGAUACUGCAGCUGGUGUCUGGUGUGACACAAAGUCUGUUGUUACGAGUCCCAGGACUGGUAGGUACAGUGCUGAUGCUGCUGGUGGGGAUGCCGCAGUUGAACUGACCAGGCGCUGCAGACAUGCUGCUGCUGCAGUUGGUGAUUUGAUCUUCAUAUAUGGUGGUCUACGUGGAGGGGUGCUGCUGGAUGAUUUGCUUGUUGCAGAAGAUUUGGCUGCCACUGAAACCACCAGUGCAGCUUCUCAUGCAGCUGCCACAGAAGCUGCCUCCAAUUUGCCACAAGGAAGGUUGCAAGGUGGCUAUGGAUUUAGUGAAGAUAGGAAUGGAGACCCUGUGUCUGAUGCUGCUGCUGCUGAUGCAGUAGUUGUUGGAAAUCCUGUCGCUCCCCCCGUUAAUGGUGAUAUUUAUACAGAUAUAAGCACAGAAAAUGCCAUGAUCCAAGGUUCCAGAAGAUUGAGCAAAGGUGUCGAGUACUUAGUUGAAGCUUCUGCAGCAGAAGCUGAGGCUAUUAGUGCUGCAUUGGCUGCAGCUAAAGCCAGACAGGUUAAUGGAGAUGUCGAACUUCCUGAUAGAGAUCGAGGAUCAGAGGCUACUCCUAGUGGGGAACGGACACCUACUUUGAUCAAGCCUGUUUCUCCUGUGUCAAAUAAUUUAGUCCCAACUGGAGUUAGACUGCAUCAUCGUGCUGUGGUUGUAGCUGCGGAGACUAGUGGUGCUUUAGGUGGAAUGGUCAGACAGCUUUCUAUUGAUCAGUUUGAAAACGAAGGCAGGCGGGUCAGCUAUGGAACUCCGGAAAGUGCGACUGCAGCUAGGAAACUGUUAGAUAGGCAAAUGUCAAUUAACAGUGUACCAAAGAAGGUGAUUGCUCAUCUUUUGAAACCUCGUGGUUGGAAACCUCCAGUUUGCAGGCAAUUUUUCUUGGAUUGCAAUGAGAUUGCUGAUCUUUGUGAUAGUGCUGAGAGAAUAUUCUCAAGUGAACCAAGCGUACUACAGUUGAAAGCUCCUAUUAAGAUAUUCGGUGACUUACAUGGACAGUUUGGGGAUCUUAUGCGACUGUUUGACGAGUAUGGAGCGCCUUCUACUGCUGGGGAUAUAGCAUACAUUGAUUAUCUCUUCCUUGGAGAUUAUGUUGACCGUGGUCAACACAGCUUGGAAACAAUUACUCUUCUCCUUGCUUUGAAGGUCGAGUAUCCCCACCAAGUCCAUUUGAUUCGUGGAAAUCAUGAAGCUGCAGAUAUCAAUGCUCUCUUUGGAUUUCGGAUCGAGUGCAUUGAGCGUAUGGGUGAGAGAGAUGGGAUAUGGGCUUGGCAUCGGAUAAAUAGGUUGUUCAACUGGCUUCCUCUUGCUGCGCUGAUCGAGAAAAAGAUUAUUUGUAUGCAUGGUGGUAUUGGGAGAUCAAUAAACCAUGUAGAACAGAUUGAGAACAUUCAGCGCCCGAUUGCUAUGGAAGCAGGAUCGAUUGUACUUAUGGAUUUGUUGUGGUCUGAUCCCACAGAAAACGACAGUGUAGAAGGACUGCGUCCGAAUGCAAGAGGUCCAGGAUUGGUAACUUUCGGGCCUGACCGUGUUAUGGAAUUCUGUAACAACAAUGACCUUCAAUUGAUUGUCCGGGCACACGAGUGCGUGAUGGAUGGAUUUGAAAGAUUUGCUCAGGGACAUCUAAUUACCCUCUUCUCAGCGACCAACUAUUGUGGCACUGCCAACAAUGCCGGGGCUAUAUUGGUUCUGGGUCGAGAUUUGGUGGUUGUGCCAAAACUGAUUCAUCCAUUGCCACCCGCGAUUUCAUCUCCAGAAACUUCUCCCGAGCGCCAUAUAGAAGACACAUGGAUGCAGGAGCUAAAUGCUAACAGACCACCCACCCCAACUCGGGGCCGUCCACAAGUUGCCAAUGACCGAGGUUCUGUUGCUUGGAUUUAGUGAUUUGCACAUAGCAGAAACAAUUGUGGAAUGCUGGAGAACUUGCUGGUGGGAUUCUAACUGCAGUCUGUGUGUCUGUAAGCCACUUUUUGGAAAUCUCCAUAACAAAGUCGGCAGCCGAGGUCCAUGGAGUGCUGUGGUGUGAUGUGUUCGAAAAGGCAACCUGGCUAAGACCGGAAGGUGAGGCCUGCGCGGGGUUGGUUGGGUCGGCCACGGCUGGCUGGCGCAGGUGUAUUAAUUUUAUGUUUUGUUUUAAUUUAUUUGCUGUGUUUUAAAUGCAUAAACGGCGUGCUUGUGGUGAUAUAAUGUCUGUGUUAAGCUUCCCCCUCAGCUGUUGAUUAUAUAUAUAUAUAUAUAUAUAUAUUCAUGUGUGCACAAUAGAGAGGGGGAGUGGGAGGGUGGUGUUCUUGUGGAUUCAUUUUUUUUUCUAUGUAAUGUAGUAGAGUACAGUCCAGUGUAGUAGUGUAACUAUAUUGUGUAAUGAAGAUGAAAAAAAAAAAAAAA
Andrographis paniculata is the source of this 3681-nucleotide messenger RNA. RefSeq names its product serine/threonine-protein phosphatase BSL3. The coding region runs from base 16 to 3177 and encodes 1053 amino acids. Gene Ontology annotation, molecular function: protein binding; phosphoprotein phosphatase activity. The transcript is spliced from 23 exons. Lineage: Eukaryota; Viridiplantae; Streptophyta; Magnoliopsida; Lamiales; Acanthaceae. The record is from RefSeq and is a predicted model, not a curated record. Gene Ontology annotation, biological process: brassinosteroid mediated signaling pathway.